Molecule: messenger RNA, 2202 nt
Organism: Cydia fagiglandana
Lineage: Eukaryota; Metazoa; Arthropoda; Insecta; Lepidoptera; Tortricidae
Exons: 4
Coding region: 89-1072 (327 amino acids)
Biological process (GO): phospholipid metabolic process; arachidonate secretion
Source: RefSeq, a predicted model, not a curated record
CCGCGGCACUCAGUCCUCGACCUACCGCCGCGCCGCUCGCACGCGCCAUGGACGAACGCAAAUUAAAAAGUUAAGUAAAAAAAUCAAAAUGUCAUUCCGGAGGCUAGUGAGCGCGGUGAGGUCCGCGCGUGAAGCGCUCGCCCGCGGCGCGCCUAUGGCGGACAAUAUAUUAAAAAGUUUAGUUUCUGUUAUUGUUAUUUGUUGUAUUGCUGUGUCUUCGCCGCCGAGCGCUUCGGCGAAGCCGUUUGCGUUGAGUUUUCCCGCGGGAUGGUCGCUGGCGGGGCUGGUCGGGAGUGUGGGGGCAAGGUCGGACGACUCGGAGCGGCCCGCGGCUGGGGUUAAGCCGUAUACGGGGAGGAGGGUUGGGAACGACACGCUGAGGAUGAUCUACUACUACGACCAGACGGUGGCCGUGGUGGAGCUGGGGCCGGAGAAGCUGUUGCUGAAUUGCGAGCUCAUCGAGACCCUUGACGAGGAAGACACGGAGCGGCUGCUACGCCAACUGAGCCGUAUCAACAGGCCCCUGGGCAUCACGUUCCGCCAGAUGAUCAAGCUCAUGAGCCAGUGUCAGCAGGUAACGCCUCGGCUUCGCAAAAAGGUGGAAGGAGUAGAAGUCCACCCACACGUGACGUCACGCGGCGAAACAUGGCGGGAGGGAGGAGCAGCGCGCGCUCGGCUGGAUAAUGGGGGGACCCAUGCUGGCCUACUAGGGGGAAGUCCCCUUACACUACUGCAGGGGAUCAUACCUGGCACAAAAUGGUGCGGCACAGGCGACAUAGCAUCCGACUACCACGACCUAGGCGCCGACCGCCGCCUGGACCGCUGCUGCCGCUCCCACGACCUCUGCCCCACCAAAGUCCGCGCCUUUUCCAGCCGCUACAACCUCACCAACAACUCCUUGUACAGCAAAUCACAUUGCACAUGCGAUGACAUGCUCUUCGACUGCCUCAAACACACGAACACGUCGGCCUCGCAACUCAUGGGACAUAUUUAUUUCAACAUCGUGCAGGUCCCGUGUCUCGAGGACGCGCCAAACGGCAGGAAGUUCAGGAACGCCAAGCAAGGCUUUUAGCGUAUCAACGCCAUCUUGAGACGGUUCGAAAUUUGCAUUUCUAUUGAAGGAGUGUAUCGAGAAGCUUGGAAUAUCUAACAGUGGAGUUUGCAGGUAGAACAAAAAUUGAGGCAAAAAUAUGACUGUAAUAAAUCACUCACUUUUGCUGUCUCUUUCUACCUACCAGGGGAUUCCAAUAAAGUCAAAAUACCAGAGUCGCUAUUUUCAAGGCAAUACAGAAAGAGACAGAGAGUAGUGGCGUAGGUUUUAUUCUACGAGCAAACUUCGGUGUUAGUAAAUGUAGUUUCUUGGACUGUAAAUAAAGACAUUUUUAACUGUGAUACGCCUGUGCCUUUACGAAUGCCCCUGAGGCAUUAUGGUGCCGCUUCAUUUUAUGUUGGUCUAGUAUUUGUGUCUUACGUGUGCCUACAACUGUAAGGCGACGUCAACGCCAUCUAUUUGGAACUCGAGAAAUUAAAAGGUACCUACGUCCACACCGAGCUAGGUCAAAAAAAUUAAAAAUACUUCAACCCGAUAAUAUUCGUUGCCUCGGUGUGGACGCACCAACAAACAAAUGAAGUGCUGCCUAGAGAUAGACGGUGGCGCUAUACAAAAUGGUUUGACGAAUGUAUUAUCAUGGCAAUUUAGUUAUAAAGGCGUAUCAACUUUUUGACUACUAAAUUUAAUAAUGGCUCUUUUAUGUUUAAGUUUGUGGUGUAUGUUAAAACAUUCAAGGCCCAAAUAUUAAAUUAGAAACUAAUACUAUGUAGGUAUAUUAGAAGCCCUUGGUAACUCCAGAGACAUUUGGAGUAACGCAAGAGACACUCAAACAAAACUGUCGGUCGAAAAGUUGAUUCGCCCAUAAUGCAUUGGUUUUCAAGUGAUAUUUUCUGUCUCUCUAUAGAUUUACGGUGAAUGAACAAAUUAUAGAAAACCUUACUUGAAAAGCGAUCAAAAAUACAAUACAAUACUAAUUAUUAUUUAUUUGUAGAGAACCAGUUGUGAACUAAAAAGCACCAAAAUGACGAUUUUGUUUGAACCAAAUGAUUCAAAUUUAUUUAUUUAGUAGCACAUGUAAUAGAUCAAAGGUAUUUUGUGAUUAUAAAAUAAAUGCGAAUAAAAUAUACCAAAUAAAACUAUUUAUUUAAACA